This is a messenger RNA of Drosophila eugracilis, 1739 nucleotides long. RefSeq lists its product as uncharacterized. The transcript is spliced from 6 exons. The coding region runs from base 401 to 1585 and encodes 394 amino acids. The record is from RefSeq and is a predicted model, not a curated record. Lineage: Eukaryota; Metazoa; Arthropoda; Insecta; Diptera; Drosophilidae.
CUAAACAACAGUCACGAAUGUCGGACGGUUUACGAACGGGUACUACGCCAAAUUUGGUACAUUUUCGUUUUUUAUCAUUCGAAUGCGUGCUCGAGCGUCGCGUGGUUAAUUUCGGGUUUUGGCAAUUAACAAAGCCAUCGCAUUUUAUGCAAAUCAGGGAUAUCGGAACGGUGUAAAUCACACACAUAAAUGUCAAAUUGAAAAAUUAGCCACAUGAAAUUUUGCAGGCGAUACCCAUAAAACUCGCCUUAUCUAAACAAAUGUGAAUAAGAAACCAUUUUGUGCAUUAAAACCCAUGAACAAAAUAUGCAAUAAAUGUGAUAAAAUUUGAUCAAAGAAAAAAACGAAAACCUUGUAAUCAACGGAAUUUCAGAACUACGACAGGAAAUAACAUGCCAAAAUGGAGCUGAUUAAGAAAUACAAACAGGGAAAGCUAACCAGCAGCGAUAUUCGCAAUCUAAAUCAUACUGUAAUAUGUCUGAUGGUCGUCGUAGCAGUAUUCUCCAUUCUAUGGAGUAUUUCGCUGCACAUGAUAUCGAGUGAUUUGAACGAGGGAAUAGCCAGUGCCAAACUCAUCUUCCGGGAGCGCGACGUCGACAAAAUGGAUGAGCACAGCAAGCAGAUCCAUCACCAGGACUUUAUCACAAUCACCCAAAACGCCUUUGGUCGAAAAUAUUCCGUUCACGACGUAACUCCCGAAUCGCUGCAGAGCGAGAGCCAAACCUCUAAGCCAAUCUAUAAGAUAAAGCAUAUCUAUGAUUCCGUCGAGAAUCGACCUAAAUUGGAGCGUCUUAUGGCUGAAAGCAAAGCGGAGAUAGUUACGACCACGAAAGCUCCUCCACCAAAGAUAACGUUUAAUGCCGAGGCAGAUCGCCAAUUUUUGAGUACUAAAUCCAUCGAUAUUGUUGCUACUUUUUGGGAUCGAGGCAUUGGAGCUCAGUUUGUCUAUGCAUUUCCGGUCAUUUCAGAAGCCGUGGCUAUCAUAUGGACAGCUAUGUGUCUGAUAUUUCAGACGGGUAGCAAAAAGAGUUCAGUGCUGCCGAAACCUUGGCGCAUUGUAGUGCCCUCCAUCAUAAUUUUCUCGGUUAUGAGUGUGGCUAGCAUAAUCUACACUAUCCUAACCAAUGGCCAUCUUAAACGAUUAUGUUUCCAAUUGAGGGAAAAUCUCACAGAUCCCACUGCCAUCAGUUGUGGCGAUGCCAUCGCCCUCCUCCGUCCCAUCGUUACCGACCACUCGGUGUCCCACGAUGCCUAUCUGGAGCUCUUCCGCUGCAGCUACGUGAUCGGAAUGGUGCUGUGGAUAGUGGCUCUGCUGGUCAUGGUGCUGCGAUUUAUCUUCGCUGUGGACUUCCAGCUGGUGGACAUCGAUGAAAUGUUCGAUGGCUCUCGAUAUGGCGAUACCCAAGCUCAGAUUCGACCAGUUUACACUGAGGUAAUGCAAAAGAGCAGUCCUCAGCAUCAGACGCAGAUGCGUCCAAGAUCGGAGGACGACUAUCAAAGUGCCAGGUCGCGUUUGAGCGAUCUUGCCGUGCCACUUCUGGAGGUGCAGAGUCAGUCCCAGGUUCCGCCAACUACUGUGGCGUAAUCCCAGUGCUGGGUAAUGAAUCAGCAAUCUCAGGUUUAGUUUUAUACGAUGUGUUAGUGUUUAGUAGAUGAUGCCUAAGGAUUAUUAAGUCAACUAACCUGAUUUAAGUAAAAGUUUUAUGGGGCUCUGUAUUUCGGAGCCCCUUAAGAUUCGA